AAUCAGAACAGGAGGGAUAAAAAUUGAGGCCAUCUGAUUGGUCGAAUCCUAAAUAUCAGCUUGCAGUUCUCAAUUGUAAUUGCAUAAGUUUGAUAAGAGCUUAAGGCGUUCUGCGUCAGAAGCGGCUAAGUACAGACGGGGAGAAUGGGGGAAAAGGUAUAUACAACAGACAACGCCAAGUGCGACGCCGGGAAGACACUUUUAAGAGUGACAUUAAAAGUGAAUUAAAUAAUCAAUUUGGAUUGCCAUUCGGAACAAUUUCGUGAAAGUUAAAAUUAAAACCGUUCAAAAUUGAUGUAGCUAUCAAAUACACAGAUGUUAUUCACUUCUGACUCACUGGUUGCGCUGGCGUACAGGUUAUGCUGAUGAUUUAUGUAUUUUAAAUAUCUGCAUCUCGCGUCCCGCUAAACAUUUACGAUGGUGUCGACACGAGGACCGAAAUUCAAGUUUUCCGACGGAGAAAAAGUAUUGUGCUACGAGCCGGAUCCUACGAAAGCGAAAGUGCUGUAUGACUCGAAGGUGCUCGAUGUCAUUGUGAAUAAAGAUCAAAGAGGUAGAAAAGCGGUGGAGUAUCUCAUUCAUUUCCAGGGUUGGAAUUCAUCUUGGGAUCGUUGCGUAACAGAAGAAUAUGUGCUUAAAGAUACAGAAGAGAAUCGUCAGCUCCAGCGAGAUCUAGCCCAAAAGGCGCAACUUCAGCUGGGUGCUUAUCUAUAUCGCCGUGAGCGCAAAAAAAGAAGUCAUAAAAUGUCGGAGCGCUUAACUGAAACGGAACAUCAGGAACCUCGUCGUAGAGCGAGAAGCGGUGGUAGUCGAGCCACGUCGGCCACGACCGGAUCUUCCGAGGAUGGAAGUUCGGGUCAACACGCCGAUUAUGAUACAGAGGAAGUAAACACAGAAGAAGAUACAGAGAGUAGUUCCGAUUAUAUGGGCGAGACGAGUGACGAUGAUGACAGUGGUGGUGGCAGCCAGUCUGGUGCAAGUGUGAAACCAGGAGUUGAUCUUGACAUAGGUAGUACGUUAAAACGGAUUUUGGAACAAGAUUAUGAUCUGAUAACUAAUAAAAAUAAGCUUGUUGUACUUCCCGCGCAGCCUACUGUGAUAAAUAUUCUGGAAUCUUGGGUACAGCAUUUUACUACGACGCAGUUGACUAAUAUUCCAGAAAAACCUCAGCGGAAUAAAGCGAAUCAUACAAUAGAGAAAACACUGAACGAAGUGAAUAUAUGCCGAGAAGUCGCGGAUGGCUUGCGCAUAUAUUUCGAUUUCACUUUACCUCAUCUCCUCUUGUACAGGCAAGAGAAGGAGCAAUAUUGUUCUCUGAAAUCUACCUUGUUAAAUAACGAACAAACAACUAUUAUACCAAAGGAGGAAUCAAUAGAAAAUUUGGAAAUAUCCACGAAAGAAGAAUUUGAAGAAGCGGAAUACGCUCAUUUACCACCCUUUCCCCAAGAGCACGAUUCUGAGAUGGACAAUGUAUCUAAACCGUUGAACAAUUCUAAGCGAAGACUACGAUCGUGUCGUGUAAGCUCGGUCGACGAAAGCCGACAAUUAAGGUCUUUCGACGAAGGAAAACAAGAUGGUGGCAAUUUAUCGAGUAGCAUAGCAAGUACAAGUUCCCGUUGUUCUAGCCCGCGAGGUGUAACGUUAAGAAUGCCGCCUGUUGUUACAUCUGCUCAAGUAAACAGUUUACUUCAACAGUCAAAUAAGUGGAGAUUAUUACCUCAAAUUUCGAGGCAAAGCGAAAUUCCAAAUCCUUCCACUUAUUACGGUGUCAUUCACUUAACUAGAUUAUUUGUCAAGUUACCUGAGUUAUUACAAUCUGCAGAUUUAUCGAGCAAAAAGUUGAAAGUGCUUUUGAAAUAUUUAGAUAUGUUCCUAAGUUAUCUGGAAAUGCAUAGGGAAUGGUUUGGCGAACAAUUUUACAUGCAAAUGGAAAAUCGAAUAUCGCAAACUAGCAAUGUUUAACAUAUAUAUAA
This is a messenger RNA of Solenopsis invicta (red fire ant), 1973 nucleotides long. RefSeq names its product male-specific lethal 3 homolog (gene msl-3). The transcript has 10 exons. The coding region runs from base 418 to 1962 and encodes 514 amino acids. Lineage: Eukaryota; Metazoa; Arthropoda; Insecta; Hymenoptera; Formicidae. Gene Ontology annotation, cellular component: NuA4 histone acetyltransferase complex; nucleus; MSL complex. Gene Ontology annotation, biological process: regulation of DNA-templated transcription; chromatin organization. The record is from RefSeq and is a predicted model, not a curated record.